AUGUCCACCUCCACCAAAUCCAAAAGAGCCUCGGUCCUCAUGCAACUCAGAUCAUUCCUAAGUCAAUUUUCGAAGCAGCAACAGGAAAUUUCUGGCCCGGGGAAAGUCAUGGAAGAAUCGCCCCCGCAACCUCCCACAAUUGCCGUUCUGGGUGCUGGCAUUGGAGGCCUAGCACUUGCCAUCGGUCUUAUCAAACGCGGCAUCCCCGUAACUGUAUACGAAGCAGCUGAUGCUUUUUCCACCAUUGGUGCGGGAAUUGGUCUUGGUCCGAACUCACUUACAGCAAUAGACUUAAUUGACUCGCGGUUUCGCGAGAAAUACAACGACGCAAAGACCGCAAAUGAAAAGCCGGAGUUUGAGCACAGUGUCUUCGAUGCGCUCUAUGCCGAGCACGGAUUUGGGGAAAAGCGAGGCUGGACCCGAGGUCUGAUCGGUGCGCCAUACUUCACGAGGAGCAGUGCGCAUCGGAAGGACUUAUUAGAGAUUAUGCAAAGCUUCAUCCCACCUGGCACCGUCAAAUUCGGCAAACGCGCAAGGUCUGUCGAGGAGAAGGGCGGCAGAGUCGUUGUCACUUUCGUGGAUGGGGAAGUUGUAACAGUCGACUCCCUCAUUGCUUGCGACGGCGUAAAGGGGAUCACACGGAAGUUGGUGCUAGGUGAUAACAGCCCUGAGCAAGUCGCACCCACUUACUGCGGAAUGUACAUUUAUCGAGGCAUCAUUCCCAUGGAUAAAGCGAAGGAGGUUCUCGGGACUCACGCUGGUGAUGCGAAGUGGUUUAUGAUGAAAGAGAAGGGGGUCGCCAUCUAUCCCAUAUCGAAGGGCAAGGAGGAGAACUUCGUCUUCUUCGUCACUGACCGCAAGCCCUGGACUCAAGGAGACUCACCAAUUCCAUGUACCAAGGAGGAGAUGAUCGAGGAUCUAAAGGACUUUGACCCCAGGCUUAUAAAGCUCUUAGACUGGGCAAAGCCUCUGCGGUGGCCGACCUGGCAUCACCCCAAAACCUCAACAUACUACAAGGGCCGCGUAUGUCUCCUUGGUGACGUCGCGCAUGCCUCGAGUCCACACCAGGCUGCUGGCGCAGGACAAGGGCUGGAAGACGCUGUCGUCCUAUCACAUCUGUUACCCCUGGUCGAGUCCCCGGAUCAGCUUGAGGUUGCUUUCAAGGUUUACGACUCCAUCAGACGACCACGUGCGCAGAAAGUCGUCACAACCAGCUACGAAGCCGGUAUUAUUUAUACCUGGCUUGAUCCGGAGAUUGGUGAUGACAUGAACAAGAUCGUGGAGAACGCCAAUCAGAGACUGCAUUGGAUCUGGCAGCACGACCUCAAGGGAGAUAUGGCGAGUGCAGAGAACGAGUUCAAGAGGUUGACUUCGGAGAAACGAAAUGGGACACCAAUCAGCAGUAAUUCGGUCAAAGCCGGUCCAGUAAUGGAGGCUAAGGAGCUGGCUGCUCCAGCCUCGUAG
Messenger RNA from Neoarthrinium moseri, 1464 nucleotides. RefSeq lists its product as uncharacterized. The transcript has a single exon. Gene Ontology annotation, molecular function: FAD binding. NCBI's taxonomy places the organism in Eukaryota, Fungi, Ascomycota, Sordariomycetes, Amphisphaeriales, Apiosporaceae. Gene Ontology annotation, biological process: secondary metabolite biosynthetic process. The record is from RefSeq and is a predicted model, not a curated record. Bases 1 to 1464 code for a protein of 487 amino acids.